Molecule: messenger RNA, 1409 nt
Organism: Rosa rugosa (rugosa rose)
Lineage: Eukaryota; Viridiplantae; Streptophyta; Magnoliopsida; Rosales; Rosaceae
Product: zinc finger protein 4-like
Exons: 2
Coding region: 448-1266 (272 amino acids)
Biological process (GO): negative regulation of abscisic acid-activated signaling pathway
Source: RefSeq, a predicted model, not a curated record
ACUCUUUCUACUCUAUAUCUCCUUAAAACAGUAGAUUGGUUUUUGUAUAUACCAGCUUUUUUCCUGUGGCUCUCUGCAGUCCUACCUAUGUUUCUGCUGCUCUUAAUUGCUGUGUAAUUCUUUCCUUUGUUGGUUUUUGGUAUUUGGGUCUGAAAUUACUGCAAUUCAACAUCCAUGUACUCUCUUUGUUUUGGGAGGGUCUUGGUCUGUAGGUAUCACUGAAAAGUUCAUAAAUUGAUAUGCUUUUGGUUGGGAAUGGGACUUGUGAGUGAUUAGGUUUCUUUUGAUCUCUGUCCGUGGCCGGUGAGUUUUGCUUCAUUGUGUGCUUCUCAGUAUUGUUUCUUAUGAGACACAGGUGAAGAACAAGUACACUGACGACUGAGCUGUGCAAUCUUUCAAUUCUUCUCCUGAUCACUCAUAUAGAGGAAACAAGCUCUUGACUUCAACAUGAUAACAGUGCCAAACUUGAACUUGGAAUUUGAGAGUGAUAAUUUAGAAGUCACAAGCCAAGUAACUUCCAACAACAUAGCUCAGCAAGACGAAACCCCUGAUCCCUCCAAGGACAGCACUACUUCUUCCUGUAUCACAAAUCAGACAAACCUUGAACAAAAUCCUGGGCCUAUGUUCCUUGACUUAUCACUCCAAUUUAGCUCCAAUGACCUCGAAUUGAAGGGCAUGGCAGGGGAGACUAACAGUGAAAUAGAAGCAGCGCCUGAUUCAGAAGCAGCAAUUCCAAGGGUAUUCUCGUGCAACUACUGUAAGCGCAAGUUCUUUAGCUCUCAAGCAUUGGGCGGACAUCAGAAUGCUCAUAAGAGGGAGAGGACAAUGGCAAAGCGUGCAUUGCGGAUGGGAAUGUUUCCUGAUCACAGGUAUACUAGCUUGGCAUCUCUUCCCCUACACGGUUCUUCUGCUUCUGCCUUCCGGUCUCUUGGGAUCGAAGCUCACGCUGCAAUGCACCAAAACAUGUUGAUACAGCCAGACCAGAGGCUACCUGUUCCUGACACAAGAGGUGUAGCAAGGUUUCAGCAGCAAGGCUACUAUGGAGUGCCGAUGCCGAUGCCGCCAAUGCCAAUGUUCAUGGAAGAUGAUGAUGUGGGUAUGUUUUGGCCCGGGAGCUUUCGACAGGUGGGUGAGGGAAUCCGAGGUCAUUUCAAUGUGGAUCAAUAUGCCCAAAAUUCACGAAUGAUCAAUUCAGGAAGGACCAUGCCACCAAAAAGUAGUACAAGUUCAUCAUCUUCUUCACCUGAUCUUACUUUAAAGCUUUGAGAUCAGUUUUGGUUAUUUCUGUUUAGAUCGAUAUAAUAUUUCCUACUUAUUUAUAUUUAUUAAACACAACUUAAUUUGUACAGUGAGAUGUGCAUUAAUUUGUAACGGCUGCAGAGAUUUCUAAAUUUUGGUUUAUGCCUGUA